Symbiodinium sp. CCMP2456 is the source of this 459-nucleotide messenger RNA. Lineage: Eukaryota; Dinophyceae; Suessiales; Symbiodiniaceae. The record is from the annotation of a GenBank genome assembly.
AUGACAUCGCCUUUGGGGCCUUCGGCGCCCUGGUCGGUCAUGGGCCUCGCUACGUUGCUGGGCAUGCUUUGGGUGGAUUGGGUCUUCGACACCGGUGGCUCGAUCCAAGAGGCCAAGGUUUACUACUGCGCCCUCCUGCCGACGCUCUUUUCGUUCCCACAGUGCCUGCGCAUCCUGAUGCCGGUGGCCUUCUCUGGGGUCCACAUCCUGGCGAACCUGUCAGAGCCCUCUGGCGCCAGAGUGGCUCACUUCGCCACCUGUGCUGUGCUUCUAUUUGGUGGCCUUCCAUGCUUCUACAUCUCUGUUCGAGCUGUGCAGUCGAUGUGCAGCGACACCGACAUGGCGGAGCAAAUCAAGACACUGCAGCGGGCGCACGCGGCUUUGUUUGUCAUCUUUCUGGCAAGUAUCGCCUUGGAAACAGCUGGCCAUGCUGCGAGGACGAAGUCGAAAGAGCAGUGA